Eutrema salsugineum is the source of this 1808-nucleotide messenger RNA. RefSeq names its product probable galacturonosyltransferase-like 3. The coding region runs from base 294 to 1406 and encodes 370 amino acids. Gene Ontology annotation, cellular component: Golgi apparatus. Gene Ontology annotation, molecular function: glycosyltransferase activity. The transcript has a single exon. NCBI's taxonomy places the organism in Eukaryota, Viridiplantae, Streptophyta, Magnoliopsida, Brassicales, Brassicaceae. The record is from RefSeq and is a predicted model, not a curated record.
AAGAAAUAUAGUCAACAGAGUCAAAUUAUUCAAACACGUGAAUAACGAUAUUCUAGUCUUCGACACAUACUAUCCGACCCUUCGCGAGUCGCAUUACCCAAAUUUCGUACGCGUCUCUUCCUCGCCAGGCUGGCUCUCCAGAGAAUAUCUGCUUCAUAAUUAUUGAAAUUAUCCCCAAAAUUCACUAACCUUAUAACAAAAACAUAAACAUUUUAUCACACUUAAUUAUCAUUAACGAAGGUUUUCUUAAAAUGUCGAAACUACCCUUAAUCCGCCAUUAACACAGACACAAAAUGCCGCUUGUCUUUCUCUCAACACUAUCUUGUCUUCACUCACACACUCACUCACAGACUACACAAAACACACACCUAAAAAUGUCGUCACUGCGUUUGCGUUUAUGUCUGUUUCUACUAUUACCAAUCGCGAUUAGCACCACCGUCACAGACCUCCCCGCGUUUCGAGAAGCUCCUGCGUUUCGAAACGGCCGAGAAUGCAUCAAAACGGUAUGGUCACCGGAAAAUCGCACACACAACCCUUCAAUCAUCCACAUCGCGAUGACUCUCGACGCCAUUUACCUCCGUGGCUCAGUCGCCGGAGUAUUCUCCGUUCUCCAACACGCCUCUUGCCCUGAAAACGUCGUUUUCCACUUCAUCGCCACUCACCGACGCAGCGCCGAUCUCCGCCGCAUAAUCUCCUCAAUUUUCCCAUACCUCACUUUCCAGAUUUACCAUUUUGACCCUAACCUCGUCCGCAGCAAAAUCUCUUCCUCCAUUCGCCGUGCCUUAGACCAGCCUUUAAACUACGCGCGAAUCUACCUCGCCGAUCUCCUCCCAACCGCCGUCCGCCGCGUUAUCUACUUCGAUUCCGAUCUCGUCGUCGUCGACGACGUCGCGAAGCUCUGGGGAAUCGAUCUAGGCCGUCACGUCGUCGGAGCUCCGGAGUAUUGCCACGCCAAUUUCACGAACUACUUCACGGCGAGGUUCUGGUCGUCGAGCCAGGGUUACAAAUCGGCGUUGAGAGGGAGGAAGGCUUGCUACUUCAACACCGGAGUGAUGGUGAUCGAUCUCGGGAGAUGGAGAGAAGGGAGAUUCACGGUGAAGCUAGAGACGUGGAUGAGGAUUCAGAAACGACACCGUAUCUACGAGCUGGGAUCUUUGCCGCCGUUUCUGCUGGUUUUCGCCGGUGAUGUUGAGCCGGUGGAGCAUAGGUGGAAUCAGCAUGGUCUCGGCGGAGAUAACCUCGAGGGGCUUUGCCGGAAUCUGCAUCCAGGUCCGGUGAGUCUUUUGCAUUGGAGUGGGAAAGGGAAGCCAUGGCUAAGGCUUGACUCGAGAAGGCCGUGUCCGUUGGAUUCGCUUUGGGCUCCUUACGAUCUGUUUCGUUACUCACCGUUGAUCUCUGACAGCUGAUUUUAUUAGCAAUCCGACGGUGGAGGAAGACAACCGCGUUUUGCUCUGACGUGGAAUAAAAGCUAAAAUACAGCUCGGUUAAAGCUGUGAAGGGCUUUUUACCAAUUGAUUAAUUUUUGACGGCCGUAAAAACAUUCACGGGUGAAGCCACGUGGCAUGUGAUCUAAGAGGUGAUGGGGUUUUGAUCCGACGGUGUCUAGCCUAUCACAUGAAAGAAAACUGUCUGCUGUGGAGUCAACGGAAAGAGUUAUUAAUUAGAUUAUGCAACUAUUUGAUGUGUAAUGUAAAAACGGUCCAGAUCAAUUGUAGUGUAAAAUGUGUUAUGUAACUCAUUGAGUCAUUGUUACGAUAAGCUGUAUCUUUUUCUUCGUUUUAAUUUGGUUCAAAAAUUAUUUAAUACAA